Molecule: messenger RNA, 1050 nt
Organism: Zasmidium cellare ATCC 36951
Lineage: Eukaryota; Fungi; Ascomycota; Dothideomycetes; Mycosphaerellales; Mycosphaerellaceae
Exons: 1
Coding region: 1-1050 (349 amino acids)
Source: RefSeq, a predicted model, not a curated record
AUGGACGACCCCAUGGACGACAUCGACAGACAGGAGGAGUCCGAAGAGGAAGCAUACGACGAAAACGCCGACGAAGACUUCAACCCGGAAGCCGCAGAGGUCGAGGCCGAGCAGUCGUCCUCAGACGAAGAACCCGAAGAGAAAGACACAACGAAGAAGGGCAAGAGACCGAAGAAGCGAAAAGCAGACGCAGAUGGCGAAGUCUUGAAUGCAGAACUCGACUCGGGCGACGAAGCGACGAUCCAAGAGCGGAAACGCAAGAAACGGCGGAAAGAAGAGGAAGACGCCGCAGCCGCGCGAGAUGAAGACAGCGGUGGCGAGGGAGGGUUCAUUCGGACUCGCGCACAGCGGAUCGUGGAAAAGGAAGAGCGGAAGAACCGUAAACGUGCGCGAGACGGGCAGGUCACCAUCAACGUGGAGCAAGUGUGGAAAGACCUCAGCAGCGCACCCAUAGGACGCGCGACGAUCGCUGCACCACCACCAGAGACCACGGAUGUCGACGAAGACGCAGACGGCAACAAAGAGAACGUACAAGACGAGGGUGAUCCCAACGAACUCAUAACCAUCAAACGCCGAAUAGAAUUCGCGGGCGAAAUCACAGAGGUCGAGGAGAAACACCCCCGUGGCUCGAAAGAAGCCCAAAAAUACCUCGCCGAGCACCCCGAAGCGGAUCCCAAACAUCCCAAACACACCGCGAAUCUCGACCCGUCUGGACUGCAAAGACCGCUCAAGAGACCUUCGAUUUUCGAACCAAACCCAGCGGGGAAUGUGAAGGGCGUGGCGCCGGAGAAGUUGCGACGACAUGCGCCUACGAAGACCGAGGGGCUCAUGUCGCAGAAGUUGGCGGAGAUGAAGAAGAAUGCGCAGAAGAUGAGUACAGUGCAGAAGAGUCAGUUGGAUUGGAAGGGCUUUGUGGAUAAGGAGGGUCUGAGGGAUGAGUUGGAUGAGUAUGGGAAGAGUAAGAGGGGCUUUUUGGCGAGGGAGGCGUUCUUGGAUCGUGCGGCGGGGGCUAGGGAGCAGGCUGCGAGGGAUGCGAGGUCGAGGUUGUAA